Messenger RNA from Phlebotomus papatasi, 672 nucleotides. Its product is annotated as putative nuclease HARBI1. The record is from RefSeq and is a predicted model, not a curated record. The transcript has a single exon. The coding region runs from base 1 to 672 and encodes 223 amino acids. Lineage: Eukaryota; Metazoa; Arthropoda; Insecta; Diptera; Psychodidae.
AUGGAUAAUGUAAUUGGUUUCAUCGAUUGCAAACAUAUUCCCAUUAUUGGUCAACCAGAAAGUGAUCCUGAAUAUCAUCCGCGGCACUACAAAAACCGUAAAAAGUUUUACAGUUUAAAUGUUGAAUUGAUAUGUGACGCUGAGUUAUGCUUCCUGUCCAUCAACGCAAAAUUUCCAGGAGGAUGUCAUGACUCAGGAAUUUGGCAGUGCUCAAAAGUACGAAAUUUCUUGGAAAGAGAAUGGAAACCAGAGAAUCCUAGGUAUUUGCUGGGGGAUGCUGGGUAUCCCAUUGAGCCUUGGAUGCUGGUACUCUAUGCUAAUCCCAUUGAGAGACAUGAAGUGCUGUUUAACAGAAUCCAGGUUGAAACACGGCAAAAUGUUGAACGGGCAUUCGGUGUUUUGAAAUCAACAUUUCGGUGUCUCAAUGGAGCCCGGAAACUAAACUAUCACCCAAAGAAGGCAGGAUUUAUCACAAUUGCGUGUUGUACAUUGUACAAUUACAUGAAGUUUGAAGGAAUACCUUUCCCAGAAACUCAGAAUCAAGAUCAAGGAAACAUUCUGGAGGCAGACUAUCAUGUGAUGCAAAGACACAAUGUACUAGAAUUUGGAAGGGGAAGUAAGGGAUUCAUAUGCCAGAAAUUUGCAGUGAAGUCCCUCUUUUAUGGAUCGUAG